Aspergillus tanneri is the source of this 1473-nucleotide messenger RNA. RefSeq lists its product as uncharacterized. The transcript is spliced from 3 exons. NCBI's taxonomy places the organism in Eukaryota, Fungi, Ascomycota, Eurotiomycetes, Eurotiales, Aspergillaceae. Bases 1 to 1473 code for a protein of 490 amino acids. Gene Ontology annotation, molecular function: ADP binding; ATP hydrolysis activity. The record is from RefSeq and is a predicted model, not a curated record.
AUGAACUCAGGCGCAAUAGCUAGACCAACACAGCGUAGCUCUCGCAAUGAGCGCUAUGUCAGCCCCAUCUGGCAGGCAGCUAUUGACAAGUACUUUGAGGAGCUCAGAAAGGAGGGUGUGAAAGAGUCAGCGAUUGAUCAGGAUCUCUGGAGCAUUCACAGCCCCAAUGACCUGCUGCAGCAAAUCCAAGACCUCGCACCUAUGGAUACUUCAUUAUCUGGGAGUUGGAUGGGAUCCCUACGGAGACUGGAGCCAAUACUUCUAAGUCUCAACGAUUUCGCUGCUGUUAUUACACUAGCUCUAGGAAUGAAUGGCCAAGUAGCCGCAGUAAUAUGGGGUUCCAUCAGACUUAUCUUAAAGUUUGCGCAACCAGUCUCCCCCGAACUCCUAGACAUGUUCGAAGAAUUAGGGAGAGCCUUACCCAGGUUUCGCCAAUAUGAGCAGGAACUACCCAUGACACAUUCCCUCGAGGAUGCUUUGCUUAACACGGAGAGUAAAACAGCAGAAACUGUCGAGGCAAUCAAAGACUUGCAGGCUUCUCAGCAUAUUGAGAUGAAACUCCCGUGUUAUAUGAUACCAUAUGGUCUUAACGUUAAGUUCUUUGGUAGAUCUGUGGAAACGGAGGUUUUGAAGAGAAGUCUUCAACCGGAGAGUGAUUUUGAGCGCUUGAAAGUCAUCGCAGUUUAUGGAACAGGAGGCGUUGGAAAGACGCAACUUGCGUUGCAUUAUGCUAACACCUCCAUGGAGUUAUAUGACGUCGUGAUAUGGAUACCCGCCGAAACGCAAAUUAAGGUGACUCAAGCUCUAUCCGAAUUUGCGAAAAAGCUUGGAAUGGGAAAAGCUGAGGCUGGCGAAGAUGAUUAUCCCUCUAUACAGCGAGUGAAAGAUUGGUUAAAUACGUCAAGAAAGACCUUUCUUUUAAUAUUCGACAACGUUGAGCAUCAUGAUCUUCUUGAACAAAUAUGGCCAGCCAGCAAUAGGGGGUCAAUCAUUAUUACCUGUCGGUCACAUUCAGUCGCUUCAAAACGAACGACUGAAGUUAUGCAUCUCCAAUGCUUUUCUGCUCAAACAGGAAUGGAUGUAUUUUAUUCCUUGACGGGUCGACAACCAUCAAGUGAAGCUGAUGCAUUAGCAGCAGAGGAAUUGUUUCAACUUCUUGGUGGUCUACCUCUCGCCAUGGUUCAAUUAAGCGAGUUCAUGACUGAUGGCGAGUUUUCAUAUUGUGAGCUUUUAAAUCUUUUCAAGAAAUCGGCCAAACGAAUACUCGCAAGGCUAGGAGCACCUAUACAAUAUGAACAUACGCUAGGCACGGUUUGGGACGUUUCAUUUGAGCGCCUUUCCACUGAAUCAAGAACCUUAUUGCUUAUUCUCACCUUUUUUGACCCCGAUCUUAUCCCGGAGUCUAUCCUCUCAAACAAAAGGGCGGGUAUCACUGACCCUGCUUUGCAGUUCUUGUUUGAUGAUCUUGAGUAG